Messenger RNA from Branchiostoma floridae (Florida lancelet), 3094 nucleotides. Its product is annotated as NACHT, LRR and PYD domains-containing protein 12-like. The transcript is spliced from 7 exons. The record is from RefSeq and is a predicted model, not a curated record. Bases 156 to 1916 code for a protein of 586 amino acids. Lineage: Eukaryota; Metazoa; Chordata; Leptocardii; Amphioxiformes; Branchiostomatidae.
AAUAACCAGGAAGAGAAACGCGCUUCGCUUGACAGUCGUCCUCGGUAAAUUGCAGUGGGAUUUAGAAUUGUACAUGCCCCUUGGACCACUAAGGACAACCUGUUGUGCGUUUUCUCUUUCUGAGCGUGAGGUAAGGCUAUAGAGUCCUGCCUAACAUGGAUCAGAAAGUGUCAAAGGCAACGAAACCGAGGUCCCUGAGUUUGCUCGAAGGACGAAGAAGGGAAGACGAAGGACAAAGUCUGCCACACCAUUCGGAACAAAGUGCAAAUGUUGACGUGAGAAACAACGUCUUGGACAAUGCCGAACCUACAAACAUCGCUCCCAUCCUCGGCAAUGAGGAUGAGGAAGGGGUCGGUACGUGUAAGGCCACUGACGUCGAUCUUCAUCAUGAUCAGGAAUCCUACGACAUGGUCUUACUAGCGCUGGAUCAGGGGAGAGAUACUCAAGUCUUGGACGGCGGCCAGAAAUGCUACAAUGACGGAGACGUGGUGGCGUUCUCAGAAACAGAAAAUGCAGUGACCCAAAUUACAAACCCAAGUCAAGUGAGCGGUCAAGGCAACAAGGUCAUCAACAUCGGGCCCCAUUCCACCGUCAACAUCUUCCACGGAAUAUCCGAUGAACCUAACACAGUUCCCAACAUUGACAGUACCACUGAAGAUUUUCCCCUGGCUCUAUGUCAAAAUUCACUUAAGUCGUAUUACAAGACAAGACUGAGCUACCUUCACCCACUAGCGUGGAAUGAAACUUUCACCAUGAAGAUUGAGGACAUCUUCACGACUGUCGACCUCUUGACGCGAACACAACAAGGAGGAAACAUUGAACGGCGCGCCCUCCCCUCUACUGUCGACGCCUUGACUGCCCGCCCCAAUUGUCCCCAGCCCCGGCGCAUUUUGAUCGAAGGUAACGCAGGGAUAGGGAAGACGACCGAAGUUUCCAAACUAGCUUUUGACUGGGCCGAGGGCAGGUCUCUGAUUCUGGAAAAGUAUGAUCUAGUUUUCCCAAUCGCGCUGCGGAAGGUUGAUGAGUCCCAGUCCCUCACAGAGUGCAUCUUCGACCAACUCCUACCAGAAGAUGUGCCGUUUCAGGAGUCGGACUUAGAAACGUACCUGAAGGGGAAUGACCGAGUCUUGAUCAUUCUCGACGGCUUCGACGAGUGGGCCAGACUUAAAGGGCAUGACGUCACCAAACUUCUGACUGGUAAGAUUCUCCGUGACUGUUGCCUGUUGGUGACCACCAGACCUUCCCACACCCCUCAGCUGCAGAGUCUGAUGUGUCCGGACACACAGGUGGAGAUCACGGGCUUCAGUCAGGACAACAUCCGCACUUACGUCCACAGGUUCUUCACGGGAGACGAGGCCAAGGCAGCAGCCUUAGUCAGCAAAAUGGACUCCUCCCUAAUCCCCACAGGCAUUCUGGCAACACCCAUACUGCUUUUGUUGACCUGCAUGAUGUGGGAAGAGAAGCAGGAUUUGGUGUUUGGAGGUCAAAUCUUUCCCCUUUAUGAUGAGCUAGUUUCCUUCACCAUAAGGCGGCAUUGCGUUAGGAACAACAUUGGUACAGACCAAGGUAUUCCUGACAACAUCAGAGACGCACUUUUGUGUGCCGGGGCUCUUGCUUUCAAUGGCUUGAUGGAGAAUAAUCUUGUAUAUAGCAAAGACAAUGUGGUCACGUAUUGUGGUGAAGACAGUUUGCAGGAGCUUGUGUUAUUGGGGAUCCUUCAUAGACAAGAAAGUCCCUCCAGACUCAACCCUUCUGACCAGUUUUCCUUCUCCCACAAGACGAUGCAGGAAUAUUUCGCAGGGUUGCAUUUCGCAAAAAGACUUCAGAACCAGACAGCAGAACUGAGCACGUACCUAAAAACGUUUCAAAGUGUGCGGGACUGGAAAACAUGGUCAUUUUUGCCUGUGCCAAGUUAGGACCCGAAGCAGAUAUCAUAUUGGCUCAUCUUGUCAAAAUUUACCAAGAGGAGGUAGAACAAUUUUCUGAUAGCUUCAGUGUUUGGCUUUUAAGGAAUGUUCCCUUUUAUCUUUAUUCUGAAUGUCGGGUUUCGCGGAAUGAAGAAGAGCUUUUGAGUCCUUCUCAGUUGGCUUUCUUUCGCUACCAGACAUACCUGGAUAUUGCACUGUUGUGCUCCUACGAGAGCGGUUGUCUCUCACUGGUCGACAGCAUCUUUCUCGCCAAAGGUGUUGUUCAGUUUUCAGAUGUAGGCCCUCGUGUCUACAACGCCCUGGAACAUGUUCUGAACAAAAUUCAACCCCAAUCCCUUAGAAAAUUAAAAUCCCUCUGGUUGGUCAAUACCAUGCAAUGCUUUGUCAGCCCUGUCAUUGGCUACCUGAAGAUGAUGAAUUUGUCUGAGUUGAACCUUCGAAGUGCUUGUCUUGGAGGUCAUGACCCCAAUACAGGACCUUGUGCCCGUCUGUCACAACAGCUGCCUUACCUAACAAGUUUGAGGAAGCUUGUGUUGUCUUUCAAUAAUCUUCUCUGCUCAGACCUACUUGUGUUAUUGCCUUCCUUGAAGAUGUUGGUGGAGCUUGAAGAGUUGUAUCUGUCUGGUAACAACCUAGCAGGUUGUGGGAAGGAAAUCUCAGAACUGCCGUGCUCCUUACGGAACCUCAGGGUCCUGAAGGUGUAUCGCUGCGAACUUAAAACGGAGGGCGUUGUUCAAAUAGCCACUGCAGUGGUGCAGUACUGCCCAAAGAUGGAAGAGUUUGACUGGGACUACAAUUUGACAGAUCAGAAGGACAAAAGGAAAGUUCGGGACUUUCUCAGUGGCUCAAAGUCAUGACCUACAGGAGAGAGUACUAGAAAAUCCUCUGUCAGGAAUCAAUGGUUCAUGGGCAGCCCGAACCUUCCUCCUAGAUCCCACACACCAUUCGUCAGUCCAGCACCCGUCAUGCGUAAGGCAACAACAAAAUCCACGCACUUAGUCUUCCACCCUAUGUUUUCUGCAGCUGAAUAGGCUGUUUCCACUCAAUUUGUACAUUUGAGUUAUGAAUCAUGUUGUCAGUUAUGAGUCAUUUGAGGUGACAGAAGUUAAAGUCAAGGUCCUCAUCUACUUUGUGCACUAUUUUGGAAUCAAAAUGUUAUACAUGAA